AUGCAGCGGUUCUUUCUUCUUGGGACUCUUUGUAUCAUCAGUUGCUUAGCCGAUGACAAGGUAAAAAACGCCACAGCUGCCGGUAGCUAUGGAACCUAUUACGACACCUAUAGUCAACCAGUCAGCUACGUGGUUCCUCCACCACCUCCACCGCCACCGCCACCACCACCGCCAAACUAUGGACCCUACGCCGGUUACCAGUAUGUCCGACUACCGCCGCCCCCGUUGGUGGACCGCGACGUAUGUGACCUGGACGCUUCCGUACUGCUUGUCGCACAAUCAAAGCGUCACGGACGUGAUGACCAUUACGGUCAUCGCCUCAAUCGCGCAUACCGUGUCAGGUGCUCAGUGAUUGCGAACUAUGACGAGGACUCCUGCAAUGUCUGCUGCCAACAUGCUGCACGAAGGGACAAGAAUCUUCAGAAUAAGCAAUUUGUCGGUUUCCUGGCGGUAACUGAAGAUUAUGAACCACGUCCACGAGAGGAUAGCCAUGAAAGGAGCCAUGAAGGAAGCCAUGAAAGGAGCCAUGAAAGGGAUAGCCGAGAGCACGACAGAGAUCCAUGCGAGAGCGGCGAGGAUAAUGAGUGUGAUCGUAGCAGAGAGAGGGUAAGCGCCUACCUAACCCUAGUUAAUCUGGCUGAUUUCAAACCAGGACCGUACUACAAAAAUGUGAAGUGCGUGUGCUGCGCCCCGAAACGUCCUCUACCGCCGCCACCUCCUCCAAUCUACCAAGCUCCACCCGUG
Cylicostephanus goldi is the source of this 744-nucleotide messenger RNA. Lineage: Eukaryota; Metazoa; Nematoda; Chromadorea; Rhabditida; Strongylidae. The record is from the annotation of a GenBank genome assembly.